Molecule: messenger RNA, 907 nt
Organism: Esox lucius (northern pike)
Lineage: Eukaryota; Metazoa; Chordata; Actinopteri; Esociformes; Esocidae
Gene: lsm7
Product: LSM7 homolog, U6 small nuclear RNA and mRNA degradation associated
Biological process (GO): nuclear-transcribed mRNA catabolic process; mRNA splicing, via spliceosome
Cellular component (GO): U2-type prespliceosome; U6 snRNP; catalytic step 2 spliceosome
Molecular function (GO): RNA binding
Source: RefSeq, marked provisional
GUGGCUCGAACAGUUUAAAAAUGGCGGACCGAAACCAGGACAGAAACAAGGAUGGAGAGAAGAAAAAGAAAGAGAGUAUCUUUGACCUGUCCAAGUACAUUGAUAAACAAAUUCGAGUGAAGUUCCAGGGAGGACGAGAAGCCAGUGGAGUUCUAAAGGGGUUUGACCCCCUGUUGAACCUGGUGUUGGAUAGCACUAUCGAGUACUUGCGAGAUCCUGAUGACCAGUUCAAACUCACGGAAGACACACGACAGCUGGGUCUGGUGGUAUGUCGAGGGACAUCUGUGGUGCUUAUUUGUCCUCAGGACGGCAUGGAGGCCAUUCCCAACCCCUUCAUCCAGCAGCAGGAUGGAUAGUUGACCAGCCUUGUUCUUCUUGGUUUACCUAACAGUAGCCCAAUCACUGGUGUGAAUUUCAAGUGUAAUUCAGAGAUUCUUAACAUCCUUCACUCUCCCCAUACUGGAGAUCUGAGGGUAGAAACCUUAGAUCUUCUCCACUGUGUUAUGGGAAGGAGAUAAGAUCGGAAGAUGUGAGGGUAAAAGGAAAUAUUGAUAUUCACUCCUUUUCUACUCUCUUCCUUAUCCCAGAGGUUUACAUAAUGUUCACUCCACCAUCACCGCCCCAACAGCCCCACACAUUUGAUUUGCCAUCCUAAAUAUUGAUUUAGAUGGAGUGGUGGGAUAAGCAUGUGUUUUUGUUUAUAAACAAAUGACAGUGAUUUCAAUUGUAUUUUUUUUGUUGAGAUAAGAUUAUCUGACUGCAGGCAAGUUAAAACAGUUUUGCUGUGAUGAUAAACAUAGGAAAUUGUUUUAUUUCUUUUUACUGCUGUUUUCCCAUUCAGGCCAGAAUAAAACAAUGUGGCAUAUUAUGUUUUUACCUUAGAAAAUUAAUAAAUGUACUAUUUUCU